Messenger RNA from Anopheles coluzzii, 2556 nucleotides. Its product is annotated as leucine-rich repeat transmembrane neuronal protein 2-like. The transcript is spliced from 2 exons. The record is from RefSeq and is a predicted model, not a curated record. Gene Ontology annotation, molecular function: protein binding. NCBI's taxonomy places the organism in Eukaryota, Metazoa, Arthropoda, Insecta, Diptera, Culicidae. The coding region runs from base 167 to 1882 and encodes 571 amino acids.
CUCUCGAUGCAGGAAAAGUGUAGACAAAACUGAUAAGAACGCCCUCAUAUGCGAGUCGGUUUGAGAGCAAUCAAGAGCUACACUUCCUGGGUUCGUCAGUUUGCUCCUAGCAGUGUGGCACUAAACACUUCCCCGUGAGCGCUGUCCAUAGUGUUUCCCUUAAAAAAUGUAUCAUCUAAGAAUAAGUGCAAUUCUAGUGGCCACCAUCUACCUAACAGGCGUGACAGAGGCUGUCAUCUAUCAGUGCGAUCAUUACAAUACCGAUGGCGAGUAUACCGUGCGCCAUUGUACCCUGCACGGCGUCACCGUCGUGCACGAUGCGGCCGACAUAGACUUUUCGUCCGAAUAUCCGCGCCCGUACUGGUUCGACUUUCAGCACUCACAGAUGGACGAAAUCCCGCGCGCCCUCUUCACCACCUUUCCCGAGAUGCAAACGAUCGACUUCCGGGAGACGGGCAUCGAGAACAUCAACAAGUUCACGUUCGAGAACGCCAAGCAGCUUCGGCAUCUGUUUCUGCGCCGCAACAAGCUUACUUCGUUGAACAACUUUAUCUUCAAGGGCUGCGACCGGCUCGAGUGGCUCGAUCUGUCGCACAACCAGCUGCAGGAGGUGCGGAACAAAACGUUCCACGACAUUCGGACGCUGACGCGGCUCGAUCUCAACCACAACCGGCUGACCGUGCUGCCGGAGGAGGUGUUUUGGGAGCUGCCCGAGCUAGCCCACCUGUCGCUCAACGACAACCAGCUGGUAGUGCUGGACCGGGAGACCUUCUUCCACAGUCGGAUCGUUUCGCUGAACCUAAACUUUAACCGGUUGCGUGAGGUCCACAUGGUGGACCGAUUUCAGUCGUGGCAGCGGGUGCAUUUGCGUGGCAACCAGCUUACCAGCGUGGAGAUACCGCCGGUUCCGGUUGAGAUCGAUGUGUCGCACAAUAACCUGACAACGAUUUUGGUCAGCUACUCGAACAUACUGGUGGAGUCACUCGACCUUUCCCACAAUCUGUUCGCGGACAUUAGCAACGUGUCGGCGCUGAACUUUCUGCACACACUGGACGUAUCGUUUAACGCGCUCCAGUCACUGCCACUGACCACCUUUCUGAAGAUGAAGCAACUGGCCCGGCUGAAUCUGGAAGCCACCAAUCUGACCACCCUCGUGCACGGUCUGUUCUCGCAGCAGUCGAACCUUACCUGGCUGGAUGUGUCGUUCAACCGGCUGCAGACGAUCGAUCUUACCGUGCUGACGGCGGCGGCCAAGCUCGAGCAUCUGCACAUCGACGGCAACAAUCUGACCAGCGUCGGGUACGGGCGGCUCCCGGCCAUGUUCCCCUCGCUCACCUAUCUGGGGCUGUUUGCAAAUGCCUGGAACUGUUCCUAUCUGGUCGAUCUGGUGCACUUCUGUCGGCAGCACUCGAUCAACGUUGCGCCGCAGAAAUCGUACGGCACUACGCUCGAUGCGUCCAACGUGCAGGGCAUCUACUGUAAGAGCUCCCAAAGCACGGUGCUGCCAGUGGUAACACCCAUCGAGCAUCCGAUCGACACUGCGCCACCGUCGGCUGAGCUUUCCAUCGAUCGUUUGCUGGAGAUGAUGCAGGAGAUGAACAAAACGACGGAGCAGCUGGUGCAGGAAAUGAUGCGGGCGUUGCAUCAACGCGCCACCGGUGCCAUUGGGACUCCGGUAGUGACCGCUUCCUGUACCGCCCUGCACGCCUACAACUAUCAGGUGUUCAUUUUGCUGAUACUGUUCGCGAUCCUGAUCCUGAACGUGGGCUUCCUGCUGUGGGUGCAUCACAAUGCGAACGUACGGCGGGCCGUCGAUCGGAUGAUCCUCUUCCGGCGCGAACAGGGCGCCUCCAUUCAAACGGCACUGCACGAGGAUUUGUGAGUGGGUUGCUUGCAGAGGGUACACUGGUUUUUAAGUAGUAGGUUUAAGUAAAAACUUAAAAAAAUAGUUUUAAAAGGGAACAGCAGUAACAUAAAUCGAUGCAUGUUCAGCAAGAGCAAUUCAAUGUCGGCAGUAGGUUUAAUUAAACAAAAAAUCCCCCAUACCCGGCCCGCCCCGAUAAAUGCUGCUCAUUAUUGAAUACAUUUUAAGCAAUAAUACCAUUGUGUAUCAUUUUUCUACAGCCGGACCGGAGGCAAUUUUCCCAUUAACAUCAUCAUUCGGUAGAGAUCACCGUCGCUUGCUGCACGAUUGUUAAUUAUCCUCGCUGCUCGUUAUGGAGUUACGGAACCACUUUUUUCUGUUUCGUUUGUUUGCUUGCGUUUGCUGUUACCCCACUGUGUUUCUCCUGGAUGCGGAUCGUCCUUUAAUGACAUCGGAAUGAGCAAGGUGCAUCGGCAUUUUUUCACCUCCCUCGUGUGCGUUGCCGGAAGUUGAAUGGGAAGUGUUCGUUUUUUUUUUUGCGCUCGUCUCCCCACCAUGUUCGAUUCCUUUUGUCUGUACAGCGAGACCGAAUUAUCAGCGCUCGUUCGCUCGCUCUUUGUCCCGCACACGCUCCUGUGCGCUGAUAAAUAAAUAAUGCUCUCCCCCCCCCCCCGUUAGGGUCGUAAAAUUAA